UUCAACCUUAAAAUACAGACUACUUCUGAUUCAUUUUAGUUUCCUUCUUCUUCUAGAAAUUAUUCUAGCAUUGGGCUUUAAUUUUUAUACAUACGCAAUAAUUGAAGUAAAUUUUAAAAAAUGUAAAAGAGUAAUCAUAUCUGAUUUUACGAAAUUUAUCGAUAUGAUUCCUGUGCUCAAUCAAAAGUCUGUAUUUCCAAAGCCUGAUAUAAUAGCGUAUCCGCUAUCAAGAUUUGUCAUAUAUCCAGCUACCCCAACGUUAACUGAAUUUCAGCAUCCUAAAGUUUGUGAUCAGAAUUCGUUAAUCAGAUGUGGUGGUAAGGGUCAUAAGAACUACAGACAACAACAAUACUCAUACACCUAUGAUAGAUUGUAUAGUCCAGACAGCAACAGUUCAUCUACCACUUCUUCGGUUUGGUCACUAUCCACUGUCAAAUCCACUCCUUCUUCAUCGUCGUCAUCAUCUCGUACUACCCGUCGCAGUAGUAGCCGUCGUAGUCGCCGUACAACGUCUCCAACUGUGCGUCAUGCACAUCAUAUGACAGUAACUCAACAUAAAUCACAUUCAUUUGGGAUGAGUGAUUGUGAUUGCAAAGUUCAAAAGAGAGAUCGUAGGAGACACCUGACUACUACAAAGUCAGUAGAAGACAGAAAUGUUGUGAAAUGUGCAAUUACAGAAAGUCAAAUAGUAGAAAUGGGUUGUAGUACAAUAAACAAUGAAUUACCACAAAGCAAUACCGAAAUGGCACUGCAUCUGCAACAACACGACAUACUUAGUAGAAAAAGUCAUCGAAGGCCUUCACAUUGUCGGUGUACUACGGACGCUGUGUUAUUGGCACACAGCAAUCGCUCGUUGCAUAUCCUAUUAAUUCAAAAGUGUCAAACUACAGUGGCUAUGAUGCCCUUGGAAGCUUCAACAUCAAGUCUUGGGAAAUACUCAAAUAUAGCAAAAUGUUCAUCUUCCACUGUGAUUACAUACAAACUGCCAGGUGGGCAUUUUAUAGAUGAUUACAGCACAGACGCAGAUGAUCCAAAUUAUUGUUCCUGUAAUGAUGACUGGAAGUGGUAUGCAACAGCUGUUGAAAAUAUUGUUGGAACCCAAUCAUUGAGGGUUGGGUCAUUAGCAAUGUCCUCAUUACCAAGUGGCCCAUGUUCAAUUGAUCAACCAGUGUUACUGGGGAAAUGGUAUCGUACCCAAGACAAGAAAUCUCAGGAAGAGUUAUACGGUAAUGACAAAACUUAUCAUAAUUGGUAUUAUCCUUAUAAACCAACACACAUAAGUAAACAUCCAUUUGAACGAAAACGAGUGUAUGCUGUCCCAGAUGCAGCUAAAAUUUUUGAAAGCCAAUUUCUUUUGAGGACGCCACUUACAAAAUCUUUAACUGUUAAAAAUCCAGCAACAGGCACUAUAGUUACUAAAACAACAUCAUAUCGGUGCAAAUUUAUUCCAUUGGCACGUCUUCAUGAAAAUAGUCGCACUUACGGACCUAUACUUUCCUCGCUUCCUGUUGUUUUAGCCAGGUACAACAUUUUUGUUAGUAAUUGUUUCUUGAACGUUUUCACUCAUACUGAGUUUUAAUUUUAGUUUAAAUAUUAUAUGCGUGCCAUGAAGUCUUAUCAAAUGUCAACACAUGAAUGAGUUGUCUUCCAGCAAACAGAGAGAGUAUAAAUAUUAUUUGCCAUGCUUAGAAUGACGUAAUGCAUAACACCAAAACUUCCCGAUUUAAAAAAACUCUUUUAAGUCUUGUCAUAUUUUUUUUAAAUAGCUAUUUUUUAUUGUAAAUUUUUGUUAAUAAUAAUUUAAA
Adelges cooleyi (spruce gall adelgid) is the source of this 1805-nucleotide messenger RNA. RefSeq lists its product as uncharacterized. The transcript has 4 exons. NCBI's taxonomy places the organism in Eukaryota, Metazoa, Arthropoda, Insecta, Hemiptera, Adelgidae. The coding region runs from base 164 to 1579 and encodes 471 amino acids. The record is from RefSeq and is a predicted model, not a curated record.